GCUUAGGUGGUGAUGCAUCUAAUAACUUGAGAUUUGUAAAAACCGAUCCAAAUUUUGUGGGUUUUGCUUCUUCUAUACAUCCAUUUUCAAAUAGAGAACAUAAUAUUUUGCACAAAAUAAUUUGACAGUGACGUGAUAUUAAAUUAUUGAUAUCGUUUUCGCCCGGAUUAAUAACUCAACUAGUGCCCUCAAGCACCCCCUUCAUCCUUGCACUUCAAAUUUUCCCCUGCAUGCAUUAAAAUGAAGGGCAUUGAGCAAUGCCCCGAGAACAAACCCAAGACCAUGAGCUUCCCUGGCCCUAAAGUUUUCAUCUUAAUAUCAGCUUCUAUCUGGAUAAUCUACUUUACAUUGUCGUUAUUUCUUGUGCCAAACUCGAAAUUCCUCCAUUUUUCAGUUUCUAUAGAAGACAUGAUCCCCCCUACUUCACUUGAGCACAUUGUUUUUGGGAUUGCAUCAACUGAUAAGUCAUGGCCUGGUCGAAAAGAUUACGUUAGGCUUUGGUGGAAGCCUCGACUGAUGAGAGGCUGUGUGUUCUUGGAGACAAGGCCACCAGCAAAUCAAAGCUUGGAUCAAGACUAUGAAAAUUCACUCCCUCCGGUUUGCAUUUCAAGAGAUACUUCUCAGUUUAGGUACACUUUUAGAGGGGGGCCUCGAUCAGUGAUCCGGGUAGCCCGUAUUGUAUCAGAGACUGUGGCUCUCAAUCAUACGAAUGUGAGGUGGUUUGUGUUCGGAGAUGAUGAUACCAUGUUCUUUGCUGAUAAUUUAGUGAAGGUGCUUUCUAAGUACGAUCAUGACCUUUGGUACUAUAUUGGGAGCAAUUCAGAAAGUUAUACGCAGAACACGGUUUUUUCUUAUGAUAUGGCUUUCUGGGGAGCUGGUUUUGCUAUAAGUUAUCCACUGGCAAAAGUUCUUGCUAAUGUGUUUGAUUCAUGCAUCCAAAGAUAUCCUCAUCUUUAUGGAAGUGAUGGCAGAAUUUUUGCUUGUAUUGCAGAGCUUGGGAUCAGUUUGACCAAAGAAAUCGGUUUCCAUCAGAUGGAUAUCAGGGGAGAUAUAUUUGGCAUACUGGCUUCCCAUUCCUUGACACCCUUAAUAUCACUUCAUCACUUGGAUGUUACAAAUCCGAUUUUCCCAAAUAUGUCAAAUUUGAAGGCCUUGGAGCAUCUAAAUGAGGCUGUAAAACAUGAUCCCCACAGAAUCAUUCAACAGACAGUUUGCUACGAUCGAUGGUUUUCUUGGACGGUUUCAGUGUCAUGGGGCUAUGCUGUUCAAGUAUUCGGAAAGCGUGUACACAUGUCGGACACUCUUCGUGCACAACAGACAUUUGUGCCAUUCCAGACAGGUAAUGUUCUGAACACUUUGUUUGACAUUAAUACAAGGGAACAUGAUCCAGAUGCAUGUCGAAGGCCCCUUGUUUUCUACAUGGAGAAGGUUUCUUCUGCGGAGGGAGAGAUCAAGAGCAUUUACAAGCAAAUGACUGCAGAUAAUUGCACCAGAGAUAUGGCAUCACCGCGGAGACUUGAGGAGAUUAGAGUCUCCUCAAGAAAGUUGGAUCUUGACAAUAAACAACUGCUGGCACCGAGACGACAAUGUUGUGAUAUUCUUCCCCCAAAACAGAGAAAUGUGAUGGAACUUGCCAUUAGAGAAUGCAAAGGAGAAGAACUGAUUUACAUGCAUCCCUAGUCAAGCCAUUAUUCUUUCUUGCAAUUAGUAUUAGACAUAUUUAAUGUGUUUGGUUCGGUUAUAUUUUUGCUAGAUGGGAUUUGUUACUCUGCUCAAUCACAGCACAUAGGGGUAAUAAUCAAUCUUUUGGCAAAUGAGCAUGCAUAUAUCUGGGGUAAAGGUUCGUCUCAGCUGAAGCUGCAAAAAUCGAAUUCUAGGCAGGAAGUGUAUUCCAAGACCAAGUUGAAAAUAAGCAUCUUCGAUCAGGGUGAAUGAAAUAUGUUAAUAUUGUCGAAUCAUUAAAAGUACUUAUUUUAUUUUCCAUCUCUUCAA
Molecule: messenger RNA, 1992 nt
Organism: Daucus carota subsp. sativus
Lineage: Eukaryota; Viridiplantae; Streptophyta; Magnoliopsida; Apiales; Apiaceae
Exons: 3
Coding region: 241-1680 (479 amino acids)
Molecular function (GO): acetylglucosaminyltransferase activity
Source: RefSeq, a predicted model, not a curated record